Dicrocoelium dendriticum is the source of this 1500-nucleotide messenger RNA. The record is from the annotation of a GenBank genome assembly. NCBI's taxonomy places the organism in Eukaryota, Metazoa, Platyhelminthes, Trematoda, Plagiorchiida, Dicrocoeliidae.
GGUCACCAUUCGCAAGCAAUUAUAUGAUCUGUUUCGCAGAUCACUUGCACCGUAAAAUUUGAUGUCAGGUAUUAUCUACAUAGACGAGAACGGAGUUAAAUUUGACGCAUCUCGCAUCUGUACUCCAGAUUGCACUAGAAGCAUGAUCUGUUUCAGAGGACGUAAAUCUACCUUAUCCAGGAUACUAUUCACCGUCGUUGUAGUUGUUAUCUUCAUCUAUCUGUUCCAAUUAAGAUGGAUGACGCAACCGCGCAAAGUAGUUGGCCCGAUUGUGCACGCCGAGGAGGAGCAGUUCCCACUCGCUUUCAGCAUCUUGAUGUACACAGAUCUUGACCGGACUGUCCGACUCAUGCAAGCUAUUUACAGACCCCAUAAUUGUUACUGCAUUCACGUGGACAGGAAGACCGACGAAAGUAUACACACCACGCUCAAGCAGCUCAUGCAACAACUAUACGGGGAUACUGUAUAUGUUAUUCCACGAGAAAGGAGUAUUAAGGUGGAGUGGGGUUGGAUUCAUUCUCAAGAUGCUGAUCUACUGUGCAGCCGCAUUCUACUUGAUCGUUGUUCGCAAUGGAAAUAUUGGAUCAAUCUAACUGGUCAGGAGUUCCCCCUGAGAACCAACUGGGAAUUGGUUCGGGCAUUGACCAUACUCAAUGGGUCGAACUUGAUUGACGCCAUAUACAAACGUCGAAAUAUGGACCGGUUCCCACUGCACUGGCGAUCCGGCUUUCCGGUCACGUGGUACAAGGGAGUCCCCCAUGUCGUCGCCCGCCGUGAAUUUGUACACUUUAUACAUAACGACGAACGCGCCAAGCUCAUCCUGCGAGUACUGCGUGACUUUGAGCAAUCCAAGAAGCAUGGCAUUUUCGUCGAUGAAACUUAUUUACCCACCCUUAAUCACAAUCCGGCAUCUAUACCAGCACCAGGCGCUUUUCUAGGCGUGCAUGAAUCAGACAUAUUUACACCACCUAUCCGAGUCAAGGUAUGGUCCGAUCAAAAUAUGCCUUGUCAUAGUGGCAAAUGGGUCAGGACAAUCUGCAUGCUGGGAUUGCGCGACGUGGACUGGUUGAUGAAAAGACCAGAAUUCUUCGCCAACAAAUUUAUUCCGUCAGUAGAACCAGAAGGUUAUACUCUAAUGGAACGUUGGCUUUCCGAGAAAGUCGAAUACGAAUCUAUCAACGGUAAACUGCAUCCAUCGUUCAACACAACACACUACCUUUCCCUUGAAUUGCGGUGGAAUCAUUUGUGAAUGGUCUGCUCGUUUUGUAUUCACACUUCCGCCACGUUCCACCGGAUUACGCUUUUGCACACUUUGUUUUCAUUAAGGCAUCUGCUUCCCCCGUAGAGUUUGGACACGAUAUGUGAUUAUCGUGAGUCUGUGAUUGCUUGAUGAUCCAGUUGCGUACAUUUCGUUUAAGAGUGCUUCUCACCAAUCAGCAAUUACCUCGUAGCUUGUGUAUGUAUGCUAGCCCAAUGGAUGCAGAUAGAAGCUUGCCUAGC